CUGACGAGUACACUCAUAACUUCUCUCACAACUCGAACCCGAAAGUCAAUCACGUAAAGAUGUCAGCAUCGUUCGUCACCUGCCUGCUCGCCGCCCUCGCGGUGGCCGUCGUCGCGAUGCCGAGUGAUAUGAGGAAUCCCACCAAACUGGACAUCGCGACCGUCAUGAACAAGACCGUCUGCCCCAUCAAAGUGGACUUCGACGAGGACCCGAACCGGGUGCCGAAGCGCAUCAAAGUGUUGAAAUGUGAAAAGGACCCUAACCUGUGGUGCUCCAAGAUGCACAUACCGAAGUAUGAAUGCUGCCAGCACCAGCAUGACAACGUGAAGUUGGAGUGCGUGGAGAUCACGGACUGGGUGCAGGUGUACUACCCGGAGAGCAAGCAGACGCAGAUGUACCGCGUGUCGGUGGGGUGCACCUGCGUGAUGGAGGAGGCGCCCGUACUGGGCAUGCCAAGCCCCGCCAGGUGACCGGCCUGAAGCGCCCGCCCCCGCCUGCCUCUAGUGCUCUAGUGUUGAUAACAUGGUUGUGAUGCCCCGCGGCUUGUAAAUAAUUUAGACAAAUAUACCCCGACGCCCGGCGACGAGCCACCUCGCGCGACGGCUCUCCUGUG
Messenger RNA from Diatraea saccharalis (sugarcane borer), 613 nucleotides. NCBI's taxonomy places the organism in Eukaryota, Metazoa, Arthropoda, Insecta, Lepidoptera, Crambidae. The record is from the annotation of a GenBank genome assembly.